This is a messenger RNA of Linum trigynum, 945 nucleotides long. The record is from the annotation of a GenBank genome assembly. Lineage: Eukaryota; Viridiplantae; Streptophyta; Magnoliopsida; Malpighiales; Linaceae.
AUAGUAGGAUUCGAGAGUUGACUGUUUAGUAAGUAGUUAAUUUUUUUGAAUAUAAUAGAUAUUGAGUUCCGGUGUUUGUUUAUUUUUGUUUUGCCGGUUCCUUCCUGUCCACUCAACAGGUUCGGCAUACAGUUCUCAGUUUACUACUUGGAACUCGGAAAGUUGAGCCGGCCGGUGAUGAAGACGAUGGAGACUAAGGAAGUCACAUUGAAGGUUAAGAAUUUCUCCAAGCGGAAAGAAACCGAGAUCUACUCCGACAUUUUCCUAGCCGCGGGCCACAGAUGGAGGAUUAUGAUUUACCCGAAUGGGAAACGUCGUAUUCCCGGUUUUCUGGCAGCAUAUGUGCAAUUUGUCGACUGGAAAACAGAGCCACGGGGAUGGAAUGUGCCAGCGAUCAUCAACUUGACUCUACUCGACCAACUCAACGGCACCUCCUCUGUGCGAAAGUGUUCGGCAACCAAUUUCCAUGGAAAAUCUUAUACCUCCUGGGGAUUCCACCGAUUCGUGUCACGGGCCGAUCUUCGUGAUCCUCAGAAAGGGUUCCUCCUCGAUGAUACCCUUCUUAUUAAGGCAGUGGUUUCUACAGCUGUUGGGACUGUAGUAGCUCCAAGGUAGCAAUUUCAUUUAAUCAUCAUCUGCAUUCCCCUUGAAAGGGUGAUUUACUUUUAGUCAGGAAUAUCUUUCUUCUUCUUCUUCUUCUUCUUCUUCUUCUUCUUCUUCUAUUUGCUCACUUGACCACUUUGUUGGUUUUAUUAUGCUUUGGAGUUUUGGAUGCUAUUGGGGGUUUUUAGGAAGUUAUUUCAGUAUUUAUGUUAAGGGAUUAAACUUUGUCGGUUUUAUUAUGCUUUGGAAUUUUGGAUGCUAUUGGGGUUUUUGGGAAGUUAUUUCAGUAUCUAUAUGUUAAGUGAUUAAACUAUGGAUUGAUAAUUAAACCGGAAUUAGGUA